AUGGGGUUCCGUAAAGAGUACCUGGAUUUGAUCUUGGUUCCUAGCGGGUUGCUGAUCAUGUUUACUUAUCACCUUUUUCUCCUUUACAGAUAUAUCAAUUUGCCUCACAAAACAGUCAUGGGAUUUGAGAACAACGACAAAAGGGCUUGGGCUAGAAAUAUUAUGGCGGUUGAAAAAAAGGAACUUGGCCCAACUAUAACUGUUCUUCAAAACAACACACAAGCUUCUACAGCCUUAGCCGCUGUCUCUUUGACUCUUUGUUCUCUUAUUGGAGCUUGGAUUGCCAGUAGUUCCAAUGCUUUCUUCCAAAGUCAAUUAAUCUAUGGUGACACAAGGGCAACCACCAUUUCCAUCAAGUACAUUUGCUUAUUAAUUUGCUUCCUACUUGCUUUCGCAUGCUUUGUUCAAGCAUGCAGGCACUUUGUUCAUGCAACCUAUCUCAUAAGCACCCCAAAAAUCCCAGGCACCCCAGAUAGUUCUAUCCCAGUGAGGAGUGUCGAAAUAGCAGUCAUAAGGGGAGGUGAUUUUUGGUCACUUGGUCUUCGAGCCCUCUUUUUUGCUCUUGACUUGCUCCUUUGGUUUUUUGGGCCAAUACCUAUGUUUAUGUGCUCAGUUUUUUUGGUGAUGAUCCUUCAUUACCUUGACUAUAAUUCAAGGCCAAUGCAUCCUCAUAGGUCUCACGGAGACCAGUUUCAGAUGUCAAAGGGAAGCUUUGACGUAUGA
Gastrolobium bilobum is the source of this 723-nucleotide messenger RNA. RefSeq lists its product as uncharacterized. The record is from RefSeq and is a predicted model, not a curated record. Lineage: Eukaryota; Viridiplantae; Streptophyta; Magnoliopsida; Fabales; Fabaceae. The transcript is spliced from 2 exons. Bases 1 to 723 code for a protein of 240 amino acids.